Arachis ipaensis is the source of this 822-nucleotide messenger RNA. Lineage: Eukaryota; Viridiplantae; Streptophyta; Magnoliopsida; Fabales; Fabaceae. The record is from RefSeq and is a predicted model, not a curated record.
AUGGGGUCUGUUAACGACGGCAGGCGAUGGAAACGUGAGCCAAAGGUGGAGACCAGAUGCGGCUGUAAGGCAGAGAUGCGCGUCCACGUGCACUCCGAUAGUGGUAGAUGGAUAAUAUCAUACUUUCAGGACGUUCACAACCAUGAGUUGCUGGACGAUAGACUGACUUUCAUGCUACCGUGCCAUAGGAAAAUGGAUGCAGCCGCCAUGGAACAAAUGAAUAUGAUGCUUAGAGUUGGGAUUAAAACGCCACAUAUUUAUUCAUCUUUUGUGCAGACUGCCGGGGGAUUCCAAAACCUUCCGUUUCUAAAGAGGGAUAUGUAUAACCAGAUAGGGAAGCAACGGAGGCUCAUUGGCGGGGAUGCGACGGCUUGCCGGAAGUUCCUGGAAUCAAUGGCACAGGCUAAUCCUGGAAUUCAGCUGGAUUAUAGUUUGUUUGGGGAUGUCGUGGUAUUUGAUGCGACAUAUCGGAAGAAUAAGUAUAUGUGUCCACUGGUUGUGUUUUCUGGAAUGAAUCACCAUAACCAGACAAUUGUGUUUGCCGCUGCGCUAGUUGCAAAUGAGAAUGAGCAGACUUACACCUGGUUGCUGCAACAGUUCCUAGAUGCCAUGAAGGGUAAAGCACCUGGGUGUGUGAUAAUAGAUGGGCAUGGAGCGAUGAAAAAGGCAAUCGAUGCGGUGUUUCCUGGGGCCUAUCACCGUUUGUGUGCGUGGCAUCUGCUGAGGAAUGCCACUUCUAACCUAAGCAACCCCAGAUUUACUUCUGAAUUUAAGAAAUGCAUGCUGUUCGAUUAUGAGGUGUGGGAGUUUGAAGAUCAUUAG